Molecule: messenger RNA, 2471 nt
Organism: Glycine soja
Lineage: Eukaryota; Viridiplantae; Streptophyta; Magnoliopsida; Fabales; Fabaceae
Product: 2-isopropylmalate synthase 2, chloroplastic-like
Exons: 12
Coding region: 171-2045 (624 amino acids)
Biological process (GO): L-leucine biosynthetic process
Cellular component (GO): chloroplast
Molecular function (GO): 2-isopropylmalate synthase activity
Source: RefSeq, a predicted model, not a curated record
AUACAGUAGUUUGUUGCAUCCACGUCACUCUCUCUAUCUGAAAGCAGAGCAGAAAAGGAAAAGCGGCGCCGCUGAGUUGGUAUAUAUCCGAGACGCCACCACAGUGAGUGUUUGCGUCACUGAAACUGAAUAUUCAACUUCAGCACACUCUCUCUAUCUAGGGUUUUUCCAUGGCCACCGUGAUCCGCAAUCCUAUCCUCUUUCCCUCCACCUCUCACCGCCCCAACCAAAACCACAGCAACAACACAUUCCUCAUUUUCCGCUUCCCUCAAACCUCACGCUCUUCUCUCCACUCAAAAUCCCGAUUCGCCUUUUCCUGCUCCCAAUCGGAGCCUCCUCCUCCUUCUCCUUCUGCUUCUCCUCGACGGCGUCCUCCGUACAUCCCGAACCGCAUUCCUGACCCUUCCUAUGUCCGCAUUUUCGACACCACUCUCCGCGACGGCGAGCAGUCCCCGGGCGCCUCCAUGACCUCCAAGGAGAAGCUGGAUGUGGCGCGGCAGCUUGCCAAGCUCGGCGUCGACAUCAUCGAGGCCGGCUUCCCUGCCGCCUCCAAGGAUGACUUCGAGGCCGUCAAAAUGAUCGCCCAAGAGGUCGGCAACGCCGUUGACGACGACGGAUACGUCCCCGUCAUCUGUGGCCUCUCCCGCUGCAACGAGAAGGACAUUCGUACAGCCUGGGAGGCCGUCAAGUACGCCAAGAGGCCCAGGAUUCACACCUUUAUCGCCACCAGCGCCAUUCACAUGGAGUACAAGUUGAGAAUGUCCAAAGACAAGGUCGUCGACAUUGCCCGCAAUAUGGUCAAGUUCGCUCGUAGCUUGGGCUGCGAAGAUGUCGAGUUCAGUCCUGAAGAUGCUGGAAGGUCGGAUAGGGAGUUUCUUUAUGAAAUUCUUGGAGAAGUUAUUAAGGCCGGGGCCACCACGCUCAACAUACCUGACACUGUUGGUAUAACUAUGCCCAGUGAAUUUGGAAAGUUGAUUGCUGAUAUUAAAGCUAAUACCCCUGGAAUUGAAAAUGUUAUUAUUUCCACCCACUGCCAGAAUGAUCUCGGACUUUCUACUGCAAACACUAUAGAGGGUGCGCGUGCUGGUGCAAGGCAACUGGAAGUGACGAUUAAUGGGAUUGGUGAAAGGGCUGGAAAUGCCUCCCUAGAAGAGGUUGUGAUGGCCUUGAGAUGCGGAGCACAUGUCAAUGGCAAUCUCUACACUGGAAUUAAUACGAAGCACAUCUUUCUGACGAGCAGGAUGGUCGAAGAGUACACUGGUUUGCAGUUACAGCCACACAAGGCUCUUGUGGGAGCUAAUGCCUUCGCCCAUGAAAGUGGCAUACAUCAGGAUGGAAUGCUAAAACACAAAGGUACAUAUGAAAUAAUAUCACCUGAGGACAUUGGACUUGAAAGAACCAAUGAAGCUGGUAUUGUACUGGGGAAGCUUAGUGGACGCCAUGCUUUGAGAAAGCGACUUGAAGAGCUUGGUUAUGAACUUAGUGACGACCAAGUUCAGACUUUAUUUUGGCGUUUUAAAGCAGUGGCUGAGCAAAAAAAGAGGGUUACUGAUGCUGACCUCAGAGCAUUGGUAUCAGAUGAAGUUUUUCAAGCAGAGCCUGUCUGGAAACUUGGUGAUUUGCAGGUGACUUGUGGAACUCUUGGCCUUUCUACAGCAACUGUCAAACUUUUGAGUAGUGAUGGUAGCACACAUGUUGCUUGUUCUGUUGGUACAGGACCAGUGGACUCGGCAUACAAGGCUGUGGAUCUGAUUGUGAAGGAGCCAGUAACACUUCUUGAGUACUCAAUGAAUGCAGUCACGGAAGGCAUCGAUGCAAUUGCCACUACCCGGGUUGUGAUUCGUGGGGAGAGUGAAACAAGUACUAGUACUACUCAUGCUUUAACUGGAGAAGCUGUUCUUCGAACAUUUAGUGGGACUGGAGCGGGAAUGGAUGUCGUUGUUUCCAGUGUCAAGGCCUAUAUUGCUGCACUAAACAAGAUGUUGGGUUUCAAGGAAACAUCUCCAUCUGCUGAAAAAAUUCCAGUUUCUUCAUUGAAGAUUUGAGAAUUUGUGUUGCUGCUUUGGUAACAGUUGUUUGUGUUCAACCACAAAGAGGAAGACAAAGUUGCAGCAGCAUUCUUGGCUCUCGCAGGUCUCCAUAUUUAAGGUGUCGUCCCUGUGUUUUGACCGGAAUGUAUUUGCAGUCAGGAAUUUAUUGAUUCACCCAAGUAGCCUUAGCAAAGAAUGUAACGUAAGUCCAUUUUGAAUAUUCAGACUACAGGGAUUCUUUCCCUUUUCAUUUUAUAGGGUGCCCUUUAUUUGAAAUUAUAAAUGUCCUUUAAGAUUAGAGUGUUCCUGUCCGUUCCAGAAUAAGGACAUCUCAAAGUUUCGUCUUGUGGCUAUAAUAAGGUGCUAUGGCACCAUUUUGUUGGAUCAAUGUAAUAUUUGUCAAUUGUCAAAAUAAAAAAUUUGGAAGCGGAUGGCUGUAUA